GGGAAGCAAUGCACGGAUUCCAUCUUCCCUCCUCCGGUGCGACGCAUGAGACAGCCUUGAUGGGUAGAACGAAGCCGGGAGUACCUGGACACUAUUGCUUUCAGCUGUGUUGGCUGAGCUGCCGUGUUCUGUACAGGUACACCGUCAACGUGCGUCGCCGUAGGUUCCGACAUCACGCAGAGAAUGAGAGAAGAUCAGCGCUGAAUCUCUUGACGACGCCUUUAUGUACGUAGUCACUGACACUCCGCGUCGGACCACAUGCAGUUUAUGAUGUGAUUAGGGUGUGGUAUCGUCUAAGAUGAGUCAAAGCUUCGGCCUGCCAAGCUGCAGCCCGACUGUGGGAUUAGCACGCUCGGCGAACUGCGGGUGCUGUAAAGAACGGUCUCGGAAGGGUCUCGGGUGUACGUUCACUAGACCUGCCUUUCCAGGACAUCAGUGCGUGCGCCACAUCAGUGGCUGCCUCUGCUUCCUGGUAUCGUGUUGAGUUGUAUCGUAGGCCUGCAGUGACGCAUUGGGAUACGAUGGACAGUGUCUCUAUAGCAGAAAGCCAAACGAAACAGAGCAGGAUGAAUGUUGAAUUACUGGGAUAUCCG
This is a messenger RNA of Fomitopsis serialis, 593 nucleotides long. RefSeq lists its product as uncharacterized. The transcript has 3 exons. NCBI's taxonomy places the organism in Eukaryota, Fungi, Basidiomycota, Agaricomycetes, Polyporales, Fomitopsidaceae. The record is from RefSeq and is a predicted model, not a curated record. Bases 299 to 484 code for a protein of 61 amino acids.